Astyanax mexicanus (Mexican tetra) is the source of this 4967-nucleotide messenger RNA. RefSeq names its product NACHT, LRR and PYD domains-containing protein 12. Bases 125 to 4732 code for a protein of 1535 amino acids. Lineage: Eukaryota; Metazoa; Chordata; Actinopteri; Characiformes; Acestrorhamphidae. Gene Ontology annotation, molecular function: protein binding. The record is from RefSeq and is a predicted model, not a curated record. The transcript is spliced from 19 exons.
GGAGACAGGUGAGACGCAGGUGAAGGAGAAAGUCCAGUCUCCUCCAUUAGAAGAGCACAGAAGUCCGGAUUCACUCGGGGUCGGUGUCGGCAGUGUUCAGCUGUGUGUAAAUGAAGAAGAGUAAAUGAUGGAUCUUCAGAACUCCAGCAGUGGAGGAGGACCUCCUGUCCUAAAGAGGAAGAGAGCAGCAUCUCCAGCCCCCAGUGGAGUGUCUAUGAAGAGUGAUUGGUCCAUGCAUCAUCCUCCAAUGUUCAGCAGUGGAGGAGGACCUCCUGUCCUAAAGGAAAAGAGAGCAGCAUCUCCAGCCCCCAGUGGAGUGUCUAUGAAGAGUGACGGGUCCAUGAUUCAUCCUCCAAACUUCAGCAGUGGAGGAGGAAGCUCUGGGUCUCGAACUGAAACCCAGAGAGGAGCUUCUCCAGAACCCAGCUGUGUUUCUAUGAAGAGUGACGUGUCCAUCAUUAUUCCUCCUUAUUUCAGCAGUGAAGAUAUGACCUCUGACCCACAUGAGAAGAAAAAAAACUUUUCCAGAAAAGAACUGGACCACAUAUUCAAGAAGCUGCAGGAGAUGUUUUUCUCUCUAGUAAAGAACGAGCUGAACACAUUCAAGAAUCUCCUAAAUCCAGAUUACCCAGCAUGCUCUGAGGGAGAGGUGGAGGAUGAUCAGAAGGAGGGGGUGCUGAAGGUCACACUGCACAUCCUGAGGAACAUGAAUCAGACAGACCUCGCCAACACACUAGAGAUCAAAUUGACCCCAGCAUGCCAACGAAAGCUCAAAUCCAAGCUGAGAGAUAAAUAUCAGAUACUUAAUGAAGGAAUCUCAGGCCAUGUAAAGUCAGCACUUCUGAAUGAGAUCUACACAGAGCUCUACAUCACAGAGGGAGAUGGAGGAGAUGUCAAUCAGGAACAUGAGGUGAAACAGAUUGAAGCUUCAUCCAGGAAAAAAACAACACAGGAAAAACCUAUCAAAUGCAACGACAUCUUUAAACCAUUACCAGAACAGAAACGACCCAUCAGAACUGUACUGACUAAAGGAGUGGCUGGAAUAGGAAAAACAGUCUCUGUGCAGAAGUUCAUUCUGGACUGGUCUGAAGGAGAAGUAAAUCAGGACAUUCUCUUCAUAUUUCCACUUCCUUUUAGAGAGCUGAAUCUGAUGAAGGAGAAGAAGCUCAGUCUUGUGAAUCUUCUUCAGAGCUUUUUCCCAGAAACACAAGAUUUAAAACCAAGACAUUAUAAGGGCUACAAGGUCAUGUUCAUUUUUGAUGGACUGGAUGAGUGUCGACUGCCUCUAGAUUUCCAGAACAAUGAGAACUUGGUGAAUAUAGAAGAGCAAACCUCAGUGGAUGUUCUGCUGACGAACCUCAUCAAGGGGAAUCUGCUUCCCUCUGCUCUCCUCUGGAUCACCUCUCGACCAGCAGCGGCCAAUCAGAUCCCUCCUGAGUGUUUUGACCAGGUAACAGAAGUGCGGGGUUUCAGUGACCCUCAGAAACAGGAGUACUUCAGUAAGAGGAUCAGAGAUAAGGACCUGGCCAAUAAAGUCUUCACACACAUCAGAUCUUCAAGAAGCCUCUACAUCAUGUGCCACAUACCGGUCUUCUGCUGGAUUACAGCCACUGUUCUAGAGAGAAUGCUGAGUGAAGCUGAGAGUGCAGAAAUUCCCAAAACCCUGACGCAGAUGUUCACACACUUCCUGAUCUUUCAGAUCAAACACAAGAGCCAGAAGUACAGUGGGAAAAGUGACAUUGAUCCUCAGCAAAUUAGAACAAGUAUCCUGGCUCUGGGGAAACUGGCAUUCCAGCAGCUGGAGAAAGGAAACCUGAUCUUCUAUGAGGAAGAUCUAAGAGAGAGUGGCAUCGACAUUAAAGAAGUGUCGGUGUACUCAGGAGUGUGUACCCAGAUCUUCAGGGAGGAACAUGAGCUGCACCUGGGGAAGGUCUUCAGCUUUGUACAUCUGAGCGUUCAGGAGUUUCUUGCUGCUUUAUAUGCAUUUCUCUGCUUCAUUGACAGAAGCUUUUUGAAUCAGCAAAUCCCUGAAAACCAAAGCACUGAACUAUCUGCAAUCUUCAGCAAGUCAACGAUUACUAAAUUCCUCAGCAGUGCCAUAGACAGUGCCUUACAGAGUGAGAGUGGACACCUGGACUUGUUUCUUCGUUUCCUCCUGGGUCUCUCACUGAAGUCUAAUCAGACUCUAUUACGAGUCGUACUGACACAGACAGAGAGGAUCUCUCACAGCAAUGAGGAAACCAUCAAAUACAUCAAGAAGAAGAUUGAGGAGAACUCAUCUCCAGAGAAAUCCAUCAAUCUGUUCCACUGUCUGAAUGAACUGAAUGAUCAUUCUCUAGUGCAGGAAGUGCAGAAAUACCUGAGUGGAGGUGGUGAGCGUCGUCUUCAACAGGCCAGGCUCUCUCCUGCUCAGUGGUCAGCUCUGGCGUUUGUGUUGGUGAACUCAGAAGAAGAGCUGGAGGAGUUUAACCUCAGUAAAUAUCAUCCAUCAGAGGAGUGUCUUCUGAGACUGCUGCCAGUAGUUAAAAUAUCCAGAAGAGCUGUACUAGCUUCAUGUAAUCUUGGAGUAAAGACGUGUGAAAAUCUGGAAUCAGUUUUAUACCUGGAAAACUCCUCCCUGAAAGAGCUGGACCUCAGUAACAACGACCUGCAGGAUUCAGGAGUGGAGCUGCUCUCUGCUGGACUGAAGAGUUCACAAUGUAAACUGCAGAUUCUCAGAUUAGCUUCAUGUAAUCUUGAAGUAAAGACGUGUGAAAAUCUGGAAUCAGUUUUAAACCUGGAAAACUCCUCCCUGAAAGAGCUGGACCUCAGUAACAACGACCUGCAGGAUUCAGGAGUGGGGCUGCUCUCUGCUGGACUGAAGAGUGCACACUGUAAACUGCAGAUUCUCAGACUAGCUUCAUGUAAUCUUGGAGUAAAGACGUGUGAAAAUCUGGAAUCAGUUAUAUACCUGGAAAACUCCUCCCUGAAAGAGCUGGACCUCAGUAACAACGACCUGCAGGAUUCAGGAGUGGAGCUGCUCUCUGCUGGACUGAAGAGUUCACAAUGUAAACUGCAGAUUCUCAGAUUAGCUUUGUGUAAUAUAGGAGUAAAGACGUGUGAAAAUCUGGAAUCAGUUUUAAACCUGGAAAACUCCUCCCUGAAAGAGCUGGACCUCAGUAACAAUGACCUGCAGGAUUCAGGAGUGGAGCUGCUCUCUGCUGGACUGAAGAGUUCACAAUGUAAACUGCAGAUUCUCAGACUAGCUUCAUGUGAUCUUGGAGUAAAGACAUGUGAAAAUCUGGAAUCAGUUUUAAACCUGGAAAACUCCUCACUGAAAGAGCUGUACCUCAGUAACAACAACCUGCAGGAUUCAGGAGUGGAGCUGCUCUCUGCUGGACUGAAGAGUUCACACUGUAAAUUACAGAUUCUCAGAUUAGCUUUGUGUAAUUUAGGAAGAAAGACGUGUGAAAAUCUGGAAUCAGUUUUAAACCUGAAAAACUCCUCCCUGAAAGAGAUGGACCUCAGUAACAACGACCUGCAGGAUUCAGGAGUGGAGCUGCUCUCUGCUGGACUGAAGAGUUCACAAUGUAAACUGCAGAUUCUCAGACUAGCUUCAUGUAAUCUUGGAGUAAAGACGUGUGAAAAUCUGGAAUCAGUUUUAAACCUGGAAAACUCCUCCCUGAAAGAGCUGGACCUCAGUAACAACGACCUGCAGGAUUCAGGAGUGGAGCUGCUCUCUGCUGGACUGAAGAAUUCACAAUGUAAACUGCAGAUUCUCAGACUAGCUUCAUGUAAUCUUGGAGUAAAGACGUGUGAAAAUCUGGAAUCAGUUUUAAACCUGGAAAACUCCUCCCUGAAAGAGCUGGACCUCAGUAACAACGACCUGCAGGAUUCAGGAGUGGAGCUGCUCUCUGCUGGACUGAAGAGUUCACAAUGUAAACUGCAGAUUUUCAGAUUAUCUGGUUGUAUGAUCACAGAUAAAGGCUGUUGUUCUCUGGCUUCAGCUCUAAUUUUAAACCCCUCCCACUUGAAAGAGCUGGAUCUGACCUACAACCACCCAGGUGACUCAGGAGUGAAGCUGCUUUCUGACAGACUGGAGGAUCCACACUGCAAACUGGAGAAACUCGGAGUGGAACAUGGAGGGAAGAUCAGAAUCAAACCUGGGUUAAAAAAAUACGGCUGUGAUUUCACUCUGGAUCUGAACACAGUGCAGCGUCGUCUCUCUCUGAGUGAGGAGAACAGGAGGGUGGAGUGUAGAGUGGAGCUGCAGUCGUAUCCUGAUCAUCCAGAGAGAUUUGAUUGGUAUCCGCAGGUUCUGAGUAGAGAGAGUGUUACUGGUGUUACUGGACGCUGUUACUGGGAGGCUGAGUGGAGCGGAGGAGGAGGAGCUGCUGUAGCUCUGAGUUAUAAAACCAUCAGCAGGAAAGGAAGAGGAUCAGACUGUGGGUUUGGAGGGAAUGUAAACUCCUGGAGUCUGAUCUGCUCUGAUAACAGUUACUCUGUUCAUCACAAUAAUAACAGAACUGAUCUCUCCACUCCUCCCUCCGGCUGUAGGAGAGUAGGAGUGUAUGUGGACUGUCCCUCCGGCACUCUGUCCUUCUACAGAGUCUCCUCUGAUACACACUCACCCUCACACACUUACACUCUCACACACUUACACACAUUCUACACCACCUUCACUCAGCCCCUCUAUGCAGGGUUUAGGGUUUAUGGUUCUGGCUCCUUAGUGCAUCUGUGUAAGAUAGAAUAACCCUGUGUGUAACAGAGAUUCGAUGUGUGUGUGUGUGUGUGUGUAGGAGGAAAAAUUGUUUGUAUAAAUAUAAGUAUGCAAAUAUUUUAUAUAGAUGAUUUUGUAAUUUUUUUCCAGAACCUUUAUUUUAAUUACUGUUAUCUUUAUUCACUACUGUUAUUAUUGUUAAUUACUGUUUUAUUUUAUUGUAAAAUAGGUUCAUUUUAAUAAAGCUAAAUAAAUGAAGAAAGGUGAA